AUGGCAUCUGCCAUGGUCAGCUUGGGAAGCGCAGAGCUUCUGUCUUUCACAUCAGGCACGACGCUGAAGCUGCACAGCCAUGCUUGUUUUGCUUCGUCUGAAGAAGACGCCGAAAUUGCUCUACGAUCACUGACCAACGCAGCACUGAAAUCGAUACCACAGAACAAGACAUGGAUCACCAAAGGCAAUGAGUAUGCUUUGAUCAUCAAACUGACCUUCGAGGACGGCAUCGACCGGGCUUUACAGGCCGAGUGCGCAAGAGCUGCGGCAGCAUCACUGCAGAACACACGCGUAUGGUCUCUAUCACUACUCCCAAUGUCCUCAUCGACUGAUUUGAAGCAGCUCUGGCAAGAAUCGUCACUACGGGUAUCAGCCAUACGUCAAAGCUACGAGGUUAGCGGCAGUAGCCUAAUUGAACUGCACUUCGACUAUUCGGCUGAAGAUGCGGACAACGCGCGCUCACGAGUGCAUAAGCUGGUCGAUGGAGUUCCGCUGCACGAUGUUUCGAGCCCUCCUGGAAUCACAGCUGUUGAGUGCGAAUCCGUGUGCCUGAAAAUGCAGAUCACGUCACUACCAAGCGAGCGCGGCAAGUUAGACCAGGAUGAAAACGACCUCCAACUUGUGCUUGGCAUUGCUGCCCAUACUGACCCAGAGCUUUCUGAUGCCAACCGAGAUGAUGAGGAUAUGCUCGAUAGUCUCGCAGCCAGCCACACUGCAUCAGGAGCCGAACAGCAGCCCGGGAUCGAAGCAAGCGCGCCACGACGAUCGAAGACUGAUCCGGCGCAGCAAGCUUCUAAAGCCCACGAUGGGCAGUCCUAUGGUCUCAAGAGAACGUACAGCGCCAACGAUUCUCACCAGCGAGCAAGUCGACUCGUACAGCUCAGCGAUUUCCUUGACCUCUUCGAAGCUGCUUUCGGAAUAGCCGUUUCGCCUCGACCCAAACGGCGCUCCCAGAACGUUGCAGUCAUCGGCAUGGAAUCCCUACAGCAUCUUUCGCAAUGCAUCCCCUCGCUGUGGUCUUCCGGCCAUCUCGCAGAGCUUUCCAAUCGCGCCGUGUUGCUACCUACCAUCAGCCGUGCUCUCAGCAAUGUGGGCUCGGUGAAUCCACAGAGCAGGCAACUACGGUCCAAAUUCGGGGAAAUACUUCGCAGAAGCCCUCUCGAACCGCACUUGCAUGAUAGACAUCAGCGACCGAUGCAGCUGAAAAUCAAUCAAAACUGCCUCUCCGUUCAGAUCUGGUCGCUCGCGCAGCAUUUUCUCAGCAACCAGGACUCUGUUCCCAGGUUCUGCGAUGUCUUCGCUCGACCAAACGCGGAGAGGUCAAUGGAGCCUGAACCAACUUCCGACGAUGAAUUGGAUGGGCACGGAUCGGACACAUACGAUUUUGUGCAAGAGUACGAGCCACGCCAGCCAGAACGCGACGCCGUGCAUGCGGACCUCCCCAUAGGCAUGGAACCGCCACGAUGUGGCGUUGCAAAUGUACAAAGCGACAUAUGUAUGACAGCAGAGGACGACAUGCUAUCGCUUUGUGGAAGCCAUAGUUCGGCAAUGGACCUGGAGCUUGAGAUGGGUCUGGAUUUACAGACUUCGGACUUAAUGUACACCAAAGUGGAUGUGGACGCAUACCCAGAUCGGCCUACGGACAACUCGCGACUUCUGGAGGAAGACCUCGAAGAGAUACUCCCUGUAUGA
Molecule: messenger RNA, 1692 nt
Organism: Fulvia fulva
Lineage: Eukaryota; Fungi; Ascomycota; Dothideomycetes; Mycosphaerellales; Mycosphaerellaceae
Exons: 1
Coding region: 1-1692 (563 amino acids)
Source: RefSeq, a predicted model, not a curated record